CUUUGGGUCAUCAUGGCUCUUAUUUUGAGUCAGUGGAGCGAAGAACUCUGGGUAUAGCUCAGACCAGUCCAUAUCCUCUGGCUUCACAGGGCUAUUGGAGAGAAGACAGGAGAGACGUGAGAAGAUCCGGGUUCCCAGAGCUGGACGCGGUGUCCGCGCACUCUCUCGGCCAGAUGGCGGACACCCGCGCAGAUCCUGAAUCAGAGUCCGAAUCCGUGUUCCCGCGGGAGGUGGGGCUCUUUGCCGACUCUUACUCGGAGAAGAGCAGGUUCUCUUUCUGUGGGCACGUGCUGAGCAUCACACAGAACUUCGGCUCCCGCCUUGGAGUGGCCGCGCGAGUGUGGGACGCGGCUCUGAGCCUGUGCAACUAUUUCGAAAGUCAAAAUGUGGAUUUCCGAGGCAAGAAAGUGAUCGAACUGGGCGCGGGGACGGGCAUCGUGGGGAUCUUGGCUGCGCUGCAGGGGGGGGAUGUUACCAUCACUGACCUGCCCCUGGCCCUAGAGCAGAUCCGGGGCAACGUCCAGGCCAAUGUGCCGGCUGGAGGCCGGGCCCAGGUCCGCGCCUUGUCCUGGGGGAUUGACCAGCAUGUCUUCCCCGGAGACUAUGACCUGGUGCUGGGGGCCGAUAUCGUGUACCUGGAGCCCACCUUCCCGCUGCUGCUGGGCACCCUUCAGCACCUAUGCGGGCCCCAUGGCACCAUCUAUCUGGCCUCCAAGAUGAGAGAGGAGCACGGGACAGAGAGCUUCUUUCAGCAUCUCCUCCCCCAGCAUUUCCAACUGGAGCUGGCCCAGCGGGAUGAGGAUGAAAAUGUCAACAUCUAUAGGGCCAGGCACAGGGAACCAAGACCUGCUUGACAUCACCCUUCUGUUCCUCUGAACCCCUUGUCCUAAGAAAGAAGCUGCCAUAUCUCCAAAGCCAUAAACACAAGGAAGAAAAGUAUGGGUUUCCCUCGCCUCUCUCUUUCCUCCUUUUUUGUCCCCCCCCCUCCCCCCCCCCCCGCCCCGAUGCUCUUAGGCAAGCGCAGGAAGGUGCCUGCUUGCUAGGAGUCUCAGAGCCCUAACAGCACUGGGUUAGAGCACAAAGGAAGUCCCCAGCUCUUGUUCUCAGAGGAGGAAGAUAGGAGGGUGUCCAGGAUUUCUAAGGGCAGGGGAGGCAAAUGGGAGGUGAGAGCAGUGGCUGCAGAGAGACUGUCACUGAACCUUUCUGGUCCUGCUCCAGGAGGAUGGAUUCCAGAUUCUAAUGGAAUUUCUUUUAAAGGGAAAGAAGAUCAUUUCUGCAUCCAAAGAACUCUGGCUUUUGCUGGGGUGGGGGUGGGGGCUAGGAAGGAAGAAGCCUCAGACCAGCCACUUCUUGCUUCUAGAGUCUGGUGGGACCAUGGCCCUAACUGGGUCAAGUCCUCCCUGCCCUGAAGCCAGGGAUAGGCAGCAAAGUUGUCCUUUGGACUCUAGCUUCUUUCAUCUAUUUUCGAGCUAGAGCCCUGACCACUAAGUACUAGGUUCUUCUCAUCUUUGAUUUUUCUUUAGGUUUCCAAGUGCUGUCGGUCCUUCC
Molecule: messenger RNA, 1548 nt
Organism: Acinonyx jubatus (cheetah)
Lineage: Eukaryota; Metazoa; Chordata; Mammalia; Carnivora; Felidae
Gene: EEF1AKMT3
Product: EEF1A lysine methyltransferase 3
Exons: 4
Coding region: 174-854 (226 amino acids)
Biological process (GO): peptidyl-lysine methylation
Cellular component (GO): cytoplasm; cytosol
Molecular function (GO): protein-lysine N-methyltransferase activity
Source: RefSeq, a predicted model, not a curated record